This is a messenger RNA of Symbiodinium sp. CCMP2592, 537 nucleotides long. NCBI's taxonomy places the organism in Eukaryota, Dinophyceae, Suessiales, Symbiodiniaceae. The record is from the annotation of a GenBank genome assembly.
AUGGACUCGGCUCCGCCGAGCUGCGGCAUCCUGCAAGUCACAGUCAGCGAUCUCAAAGCAGAGGUGCUGGGGGUCUUCCACUUAGAAGCUGAUGCGAGCGAGGUGGCAGCAGUUCGCCGCCAACUCGAUCUCUCUCGCAGCAUCCCGAACUUCGAAGUCCACUUGGUCUGCCACGGUCGAGUACUCCAAGAUGCGGACCUUCUGCGUGAGUUUGAGAAAGAUGGAUAUGUGGAGAUUACACUGCUCAGAUCGCCGCAGCCGUGUGCGGUGACUGGCGGUUCUGAUGGGGAUUUCCUGGUCUGGGACCUUCGCAGCGGCAGUUGCUGCCGAUUUCUGCCAGUCGGCGAGACCAUCACAUGUUUGUCCAUAGACUGGUCGGCUCGGGUCAUGUUGAGCGGCCAUGCCGACUCCACACUGAGGCUGUGGGACCUGGACCGUGGCGUGUGUCUCCGCGUGCUCACGGAUGCAUCAACGCAAGUACUUCGAUGCGUCUGCGACUCAGCAUGCAAGGCAAGGGCUCGGUGCAGAUCAGUCUAG